GGCACCAUUGGUGCGUUGGAAGAGGCUCCGCGCGGUUAAUUUGACUGCCUGCUCGCAGCCUCUGGCUUGCAAAGAAAAGGGAGAGGAACGGCUCGAGUUGGCUUCGGCUGUGCGGGUCUAAUCCUAUCACACAGCGAUGGACGACUAUACGAAAAUAGAGAAGAUUGGUGAAGGAACUUACGGUGUUGUGUAUAAAGGCAAACACAAAUCUACGGGCCAAGUGGUUGCCAUGAAAAAGAUACGAUUAGAGAGUGAAGAAGAAGGCGUUCCCAGCACUGCUAUCCGUGAGGUUUCCUUAUUGAAAGAGCUUCAUCACCCCAAUAUAGUCUGUCUUCAGGAUGUGCUUAUGCAAGAUUCAAGGCUUUACCUUAUCUUUGAAUUUCUUUCUAUGGAUCUCAAGAAAUACCUGGACUCUAUCCCAUCGGGACAGUAUUUAGACCGUAUGCUUGUUAAGAGUUACUUGUACCAAAUCUUGCAAGGUAUCGUGUUCUGUCAUUCAAGAAGGGUUCUGCACAGAGACUUGAAGCCUCAGAACUUGUUAAUAGACGACAACGGAGUAAUCAAACUCGCUGACUUUGGGCUGGCCCGAGCUUUUGGUAUCCCCGUGCGGGUCUACACACAUGAGGUAGUGACUCUGUGGUAUAGAUCGCCAGAAGUGCUACUAGGCUCCGCCCGUUACGCAACGCCUGUAGAUAUAUGGAGCAUAGGUACGAUCUUUGCUGAAAUGGCAACCAAGAAACCUCUCUUCCAUGGGGAUUCUGAAAUUGACCAGCUGUUCCGAAUUUUCAGAGCUUUGGGGACGCCCAACAAUGACGUGUGGCCUGAAGUAGAGUCUUUGCAAGACUACAAGAACACUUUCCCGAAGUGGAAACCCAGUAGCCUGGCGUCCCAUGUGAAAAACCUGGACGAAGAUGGGCUGGACUUGCUUUCUAAAAUGUUAAUCUAUGACCCUGCAAAGAGAAUUUCUGGUCGCAUGGCCUUGAACCACCCAUAUUUUGAUGAUCUAGACAAAUCUAAACUUCCAGCCAGUCGGAUCAAGAAAAGUUAAUUGCCCUAAAACCACCCAAAUGGGUUUGGGGCAAGAAUACUAAAACUUGUGGUUUUUUCACUAUCACAUUUCCUCUGACUUUUGUUUUAUGUGUGUCUGCCUUUGCCCUGUUCUGUCACUGUAGCCCUGUUUUAUAGAGUGCUCUGGCUUAAGUGUAAAUAUUAACCUAUUCACUAUCGAAUAAAGUUGUACACUGUUAAUGCAUAUUAUAUAAAUGGUUUAAAGAUAGAACAGGA
Messenger RNA from Eublepharis macularius, 1284 nucleotides. RefSeq names its product cyclin dependent kinase 1 (gene CDK1). Lineage: Eukaryota; Metazoa; Chordata; Lepidosauria; Squamata; Eublepharidae. Gene Ontology annotation, biological process: mitotic G2 DNA damage checkpoint signaling; protein phosphorylation; G2/M transition of mitotic cell cycle. Gene Ontology annotation, cellular component: nucleus. Gene Ontology annotation, molecular function: RNA polymerase II CTD heptapeptide repeat kinase activity; cyclin-dependent protein serine/threonine kinase activity; ATP binding. Bases 137 to 1048 code for a protein of 303 amino acids. The record is from RefSeq and is a predicted model, not a curated record. The transcript is spliced from 8 exons.